This is a messenger RNA of Uloborus diversus, 4767 nucleotides long. RefSeq lists its product as uncharacterized. Lineage: Eukaryota; Metazoa; Arthropoda; Arachnida; Araneae; Uloboridae. The transcript is spliced from 16 exons. The record is from RefSeq and is a predicted model, not a curated record. Gene Ontology annotation, cellular component: histone deacetylase complex; transcription regulator complex. Gene Ontology annotation, biological process: regulation of transcription by RNA polymerase II; negative regulation of DNA-templated transcription. The coding region runs from base 1 to 4767 and encodes 1588 amino acids. Gene Ontology annotation, molecular function: transcription corepressor activity.
AUGUCUGGAGGUGGAUAUCAGACUCUUUCUAUCUCAACUCCCACUGCCCCUAUUACUCCUUCAAAUGGUCUGGAAAAUUCUAGCUCUGAUCCUGAUAUCAAUUCUGCUCAAGACUCAUCUCGUUUAGAUGCCAGCAUGCUCAUCAAAAGUGAAAAUUCACCCGAAGCAGCUGUCGGUAGCCCUGGUUUUGUGAUGGACCAUACACAUACUCAGUCUCAGACAGCUGUUUUGUCACAAAGCAUUGACACGGAUUAUAACUCAAAUUCAUUUAACUUUUCAUACGAUGGUAGUUUUUCAUUAUCGCCACAACAGAGUGUUGAUAUGAAGGAUCUUGAAAAAGCGGAUGCUGCCAGUGUUAUUUUGUCUAAUCAACCUCUGAGCAAUUCCUCUUUGUCUGCAGGAUCCAAUGCAAGUCCUAAGUCUUUCAUGGCCCUCAGCAUAAAUGAAACCAAAAAUGACAAAAUGAUCUCCGGCUUUGAUGGCCGAGUCGAUGGCCUCUCGCCACUAUCGGUAAUAGCCGUCUCUGCUUACCAAGAUGUUGGUCAUUCUAGUCCAAAUGUACCCAGCAGUAUACUCUCCAGGACUCAUGUGUUGCGGUACCACCCUGGAAGCGAUACCAUGCUCAGCGCUCUCAAUUACAAUGAGAGUGACAUGCUCCAGGAAGGUGGAUUUGAUGUACCUUCGUCUCAUAACUUUAGUACGCUCGAUGGCUUGCUGAGCUCAGCUAGCGCUCCGGGAAUGAGAUUGCCCGAUUUGUUGGAUGGAGACAUUAAUCAGGAAACCUAUAUUGAAGCUGGUCAAGAACUGCAGCUGUCUCCUCACAAUUUCCCCAAGAUGGGCGAUUCAUUUGCGAUAAGGGAAAGUUCUCCGUUGACUGGCUUGACUGGUGAUAACUCACAGAUAAAAACUGAAAUUAAAAGCAAAGUGAUUGAAAGUACUAGCAACACAUUGGGAUUAGAUAAACUGAAGGUCAAAGGAGCUCGUCCAGUGAAAGCGACGUCACCAAAUCGUCCUGGUACGCAGCCGUGUCCAACAUGUGGCAAAGUGUUCAGCAACUCCAGUGCUCUCACAAAGCAUAAAUUAACUCACAGUGAUGAGCGCAAAUAUGUUUGCCAAUUAUGUGCCAAAGCAUUUAAAAGACAAGACCAUCUAAAUGGUCACAUGCUCACUCACAGAAACAAAAAGCCAUUUGAAUGUGAUGCAGAAGGCUGUGGUAAAAGUUACUGUGAUGCAAGGUCUUUGCGGAGGCAUAAAGAAAAUCACCAUUCCAGUACAUCCUCUGCCAACAUUGCAGCAUCCUUAAAUAGCCAAGUGUCUGUGAUACCGGGUUUAGCACACUUGGGCUUCAACUCUCUUCAAAACUCCUUUCCUGCAAGUGUCAUCACUAGCAGCUCUGCGUCUGCUUUUACUGAAUCUUCCUUAGGCAACAGAAUACAGUAUGCUCCCCCUCCAACUACCACGUCUCUUUCUGGUCGAGUAACAUCUGCCAGCAGCGAUAAUUUAACAAGAACUGUUAGUAAUACUGUGGUUAGUUCUGUGAUACCAACAGCUGCAUCACACCUGCAAUUUCUUACAUUCCAGCAGCAGCCAUCUUCUAAGGCCCAGCAACAGGUGGUUUCUUCAUCACCAAAGAAUGUUUCAAGGUCAGAUACUAACACUGUCCUCACUUCAUGGCAACCUCAGACAAUCAACACUGGUGCUUUGCUCCUCGCACAAAACUUUGGAGCUUCACAGUCUAUUAAUCAGUCUCAAACUACACAAUUGAUAACCAGGAGCUUUGAAUCAUCUACUGCAGAGCAAGGGAACUCUUCAGGGUCUGAACUAUCCCAGUCACAGUUGCUUAAUCAGAGGCAGGAAUCUAAGGAAACAGAUGGAUUAUCUCAGGAUUCAAGAGAACAAAAUGCUUUAGAACAACCUGUUUUGUCCGAAACCUGCUUUGAAGUUGUCAAUUCUUCUUCUGGAACAAAACAAAUUGUCGCUCUUACAUCUCAAGGCUCCGUAAACCUACAAUUUGGAUCUGAUUCCAAUACAGUUGUCAGAUUACAGGACAGUACUGGGGACUCCCUCUAUGCAAGGUCUUCUGUGCAGAUUGUGAAAAUCGAGACUUCUGAUCAAAGUAACACUUCCUCAGUUCCAACUACCCCAACUACCAAAGAACCAAGCAAUUGUACCCAACUCGGGAGCCCUUUACUUCAACAACUUUUGAACCAACAACAAAGUGUAGAAGUAAGCAAUGCUGCUGCUGCUGCUGUUACUUCUGGUUCAGAACAAUCAUUUCUAUCUUCCUUGCAGGAGCAACAAAAGCAGUCCACUUCACAACAGUCAUCUGUAUUAAUUUCACCAUGGUCGCAAUCAACAUUUUACAGUCAAGAUCCUAAACCAGUUGAAUGCAGUUUGUGCCAAAGAAAAUUCAAGAACAUUCCUGCAUUAAAUGGUCAUAUGAGGCUUCAUGGAGGCUACUUUAAAAAGGAAAAUGAGUCAAAAAAGAGUGAUAAAAAAGGAAGUUCAACAUCUCAUAAUCCUCCUUUACAGACUGCUAGUACAAAUGUCAGAGCUCUGAUAGAAGAGAAGAUAAAUCAGAAAAGAAACUUCAUGCCUCAGACAUCAGUGCAGAAUAAUGUUUUAGACAAUAGCCAACCUCAAGCGCAGACUUUUACAUUUCAGGCCAGUCAGCUAACAAAUGAGCCACCACCCACUACAAACUUCAUUUCUCAUGUAUCACCAAUUCUGAGUCCUAUUGCCCAAGAAACCCCUUCCUUUAAUAAUUUCGUUUCUAGUCAAUCCUCUGAUCUCGAUUCCCUAACAGACAAUUUUAGUGCUGAAACUUGUGAUAUAUUAAAGAAGCUUGAUUUUAAAGAACAUUUCCGUGUACCUCACCCGCCUGCCGAGAAGCACAGGCGGCACUCGGAUUCCGAUCAUUUCAUCCACCCCAAGCGUCCCUGUACCUCAUUCACCAGCAGCGCUCUGGCAGAUCUACUGCGGAGUAGAGUGGUCGCCAAACGCACUUCUAGAACGGGCUCUGAUCCAGGCGAGCCCCUCAGCAUUGAUGCACAAACAUUUCCGAGCAUUUCGGACUCGCUGUCGUCCGUCAAUGAUCUUCCAAAGUUCACAUCCCUAGUCUCUUCUUCCCUGAGCGGCGCAAUGGUGGACGAUACCUCAUCUGAGAUGCACCAGCACGGUCUCACUGCCAUAACGCCGGAGGACGCCGCCUUGCCCAUCCUGUCUGCGGAAGACAUCCCGGAAGUGCAACCCAUGAUGAUGGGCAUUCGAGAUAUAUCCGACCUGGAUGCCCAGUGCCUGGAGCGAAAUGUAUUUUUUGAUAAUUCCAACAAUGAUCUCGGCGUCGAGCAGUCUUUCCCGGAAAUCUCAGUCAGUGAGCUUGAAAUGAUGCAGUUUGCUUCGGUCGUGACAACCUCUGCGCCGAUGUCUUCUGAGGUCAAGCCCGUGAAUGGCACUAAAAUGCGCAAUGGUGAUGACAGUAACGAUGAUGAUGUGUUUCUGAGUCCGACCAGUCUUCCAACAAGUCCAUUAAAACUGAAGAAAAAACGUAGGCCGGAGCCACUCUAUAUUCCACCAUAUGUGAACACUUGUGGGUUUACUAGUAGAUUGAGAUCUCCUAGAUUGUGGGAUCCUUCAAAUCCAGAUCAUAAGAAACUUAGCCCUCCUCCUUAUACCCCACCUCCAAUGCUCAGCCCUGUUCGUAGUGGUUCUGGUUUGUUUUGGCAUAUUCUUAGUGGAUCUGGAAGUUUAACACCAAAGUCUGCUCCGAUAACACCCAGCUUUAAUUUAGGACAUAAAGGAAGCGUUGGUGAAAGUACUCCUGAAACUGAAGAGGAAUCAAUUGAAGCACCUGAAUCUGAUAUACAUCCGCAUGUAAACAUAGGCUCAAAUUACCAGGCAAAAAUACCCCAGUUUAGCCAUAACUUUAAAGAUGCCCUUCUUGUUGAACACAAAGCUGAUAAAGUGUGGGAUCCCUCUACUUUAGAUGGAAUUUCUGAGGAAGAAGUUGACUCAUAUCUAGAAUUAGCUUGUUGUGCUGUUGUCCCUGGUGGGGGUCAGAAUAAAGAAUUUGCAUUGCAUUUACUUCAACUAUGCAAGGGUAAUAUCAAGGAUGCUGUAUUAAAUUUGAUGAACUCAGGGCUCAAGCUUCCUCCAAAUCAUCCUCUCCUGACAUACCAGUAUUGCGAAAAUGAUAGAUGGAGUCCUGAAGAAAUUGAGACUUAUCACCAAGGAUUACUGAGAUGUGAUAAAGACUUCUUUAACAUUGCCAAAGAUAUUUCAACUAAAACUGUAAAGCAGUGUAUUCAGUUUUAUUAUCUGUGGAAGAAAGUGUGUCCCGAUGAAUAUAAAAGAUUGCGACUUAUUAGGAGAAGAAAAGAGCAGGAGAGUUUGUAUUAUAAUCUUAGGUCUAAAGAGGAGUCUCAAGAUGAUGAAGAAAAAAGUUUGAAACACAGUUCUUCACCACCUUGUUCUACAACUCGAAAAGCUGCUAUUGAAGAUGCACCUGAGAAUGUGUCAAUAAAUGGAUCAUUACCUACUGAUAAAUGCACCACCAAAUCCUCUGGCCAUGGCAACUCUCCUGCUGUAACAACAUCUACUUAUAAUGGUUCUAACCUGUCUUCGGCGUAUGAUUUCCCUAUUGAGCCUCUUGAAGAGUUUCCUUGUAAAAUCUGUGGCAAAAUUUUCUCCAAAGUCAAGAGCCGAAGUGCGCAUAUGAAGAGCCAUCGCCAGCAAGAUAGCGACAAGAAGAAUAGGUAUGAGUGCUGA